Daldinia loculata is the source of this 907-nucleotide messenger RNA. RefSeq lists its product as uncharacterized. The record is from RefSeq and is a predicted model, not a curated record. NCBI's taxonomy places the organism in Eukaryota, Fungi, Ascomycota, Sordariomycetes, Xylariales, Hypoxylaceae. The coding region runs from base 182 to 775 and encodes 197 amino acids. The transcript has a single exon.
CCUGGGAAAGGUUCGUCUUACUGUGUAAAUACCGUAGCAUAGGCGAAUGUUAACAAUUUGGUACGAAUUACUUAACACAUUAAAAAUUUUCUGGGACCGAUCAGACUUAAACUAGUACCAUUCUCCCAUUCCCCUCAUCAUGGCUGCAUGGUAACGAAUAACGAAUAAAUAGACAUCCGAAAUGCAUUUACCACCGCCUGAACCUCGGGACAGCGAGUUAUAUACAUAUAUGGAUCAUGUCCAUGCACCGGCUUAUUUUGAACCUUUUGAUGAUAUGAUCGGCCCGGAUCUUCAGCAGUUUACCGAAUUGGCGGCAUCUCACGACCAGUCGGAGAGCAGCCAGAUAUUCUCACCAGAUACGAGAAGACUUCAAACUCAACAUACCACUGAAGGUUACCGUGAUGGUAUUACCGCCGGCAAAGCCGAAAGCAUGCAGGCCGGGUUCGAUGAAGGGUUUGACCUGGGCGCUGAACUCGGUUUGAAGGCUGGUCGAUUACUAGGACUCCUUGAGGGUAUGGCUGCAGCUUUGAGAGAAAACAGCCUUAAUAACUCGGCACAUAUGGACAAACUUUCGUCAGAUGCAUCAAAGGAGCUGCGCACCGAGGUGAUAUUCGCAGAGGAAUAUUGGACCUCAGAUGGUAGUUGGAAAUAUUCCGUUAGAGGAUCUGGAGGUGAUGGUGAAAUCUUGAUCGAGGACGUCGCAAAGGAACAUCCGGUUAUAUUAAAGUGGGAUGAGCUCAUCAAACGGGAGGUUCAGAAGUGGAAACUAAACUAAGCACUGACAUUAUUAUCAUUGGUGAUUGGCGCAAAUGCAGCUAGGGAGCAAGUUUGAGGUUCGGGAAUAUUGCCACGGCGAAUAUGGUGAGCACGGAGCAAGCAGCUUUUUAACCAAGUAAGGUAUCUAUCU